Molecule: messenger RNA, 653 nt
Organism: Fusarium graminearum PH-1
Lineage: Eukaryota; Fungi; Ascomycota; Sordariomycetes; Hypocreales; Nectriaceae
Exons: 5
Coding region: 202-579 (125 amino acids)
Cellular component (GO): cytosol; mitochondrion
Molecular function (GO): deaminase activity
Source: RefSeq, a predicted model, not a curated record
GAUUCUUUCAAGGUGUGUUAUGUGUCUUAUUAAUAAGCUUCGGCAGUCCCCUCCGAAUCGUCACCGAACCUCCGGGAGCUCUCGUUCAAAACACGGCAUCCAAACCUUGCCUCAACUCUUGCUUGUACUAACUAAGCUAACUCUUGAACCCAACUUCAGACAACUCAACAUCUCCAUUUAAACUACAGACACCAAUCCACAAUGUCUUCCGAUCAGCAGAUUGUCUUCACCAAGAACGCCCCCGCGGCGCUUGGCCCCUACUCUCAAGCCAUCAAGACCCCCCACAUGAUCUACUGCUCUGGUCAGAUCCCUCUCACCCCUGAGGGCGAGCUUGUUCAGGGCAUCACUGAGCAGACCCGUCAAGCUUGCAAGAACGUCCAGGCUGUCGUCGAGGAGGCCGGUUCAUCCCUCUCCAAGGUCGUCAAGACCACUGUCUUCAUUUCUGACAUGUCCUACUUUGCUGAGAUCAACACAGAGUACGAGAAGUGGUUCUCUCACAAGCCAGCCCGUAGCUGUGUCGCUGUCAAGACUCUCCCCAAGAACGUCGAUGUCGAGGUUGAGGUUAUUGCUCUUCCUUAAAUGUCUGGAAUGAACAAACGAAAUGAAUGGUGAUCAUAUAGCACUCAAUAAAAGAAGUUAUUUCGAUCAGUAAC